AAUAAUCUGAAAAAUUAACGAACCAAGCUACAUCCACAAAAAUGCUCUAUAAAUUUCGAUAUAUCGAUAUAUGGCAAACUUCCAUCCCUAUUGUCGGCUUUUUGUUUCUGAUACUUUUUUAGUUUAUUUUGUGGAAUUACAAAUUUAAUUCGAAAAAUGAAGGACCUAAAGCGGCGUCCAUUGCACGACCAGAGACCAACGACUCCUUCCGAGCAGGAAGAUCAAGUGGACAAUGAGACACUCAUUUCAGAGUCGGGAGGCGGCUUUGAAGAAGGCACCUCCUCAUCCGGUGAGCAGGAAACCCGAGAUGACGAGUCACCGCCGACCACGCCCCCUGGGACUCCAGCUCCACCCGCUGAUCGUUCUAGAAGAAAAAGUCUGCCACCUUUCAAACCAACUUACACGCCAGAAAGCGCUCAACUGCCCAGCAGCAACAGUAACCUCUAUGGAUUAGCAUUAGCUGGUAUCCUGGUUGGCUGUUUCCUGGCAUUCGUAUUGACACCGACACCAGCUCCAACGUUCAAGACUUGUUCCUUUGAUACCCUUAGGAAUGUUCAGCCUAAACAGCAGGACAAGGUUUGGUUAGCCUUGCAGAAGGGCAUCGAAGGUUUGAUAAAUAAGAAGGACUAUCAUCCAAGCGUGUUUUUGUUCCUGCACCAGGACCCAAAGCUUCAGAAAUUUAUUGAUGCAGUUGCCUCUGAAGCAUCCAAGUGUUACGGUGGCCCCAGUCAACUUAUUCACAUGAGCAAGGAGGACUUUGGCCCCGGUUUGGACAACUCUGCCCUGGCAAUUGAGCGCUUUAAGGCAAAAGUGAAAGACGGAAAGGUCUUUUUGAUUGUAAACCUUAAUGAAAUUGCCCCGAAUGGUGCCCGAGCCUUGCACACGAUUUGUGAUACCUAUAGCCCCAUCGUAGAGGACGCUGUCAUCUUCCUAACGCUGCGUACCUUUAAUACCACUGCUGCAAGGAACUCGGUCGAGCUGGCCACGGAUACCUUGUACGAUCUGUGGAGUAAGGAGCUGCAUGACAAUGAGCUAGAUCCUUUGAUAACCCGCGUCACCGAUCAGGUGUUACACCUAAAUAGUUAAGAUGCUAAUUUUAUCAGGACUUUGAAUGUUCUUUACUUUUUCAAACUCAUAAUGUGCUUCAAGCUACAAAAUAUAAUUUAUAAACACUUG
Molecule: messenger RNA, 1176 nt
Organism: Drosophila kikkawai
Lineage: Eukaryota; Metazoa; Arthropoda; Insecta; Diptera; Drosophilidae
Gene: TORIP
Product: Torsin interacting protein
Biological process (GO): membrane organization
Cellular component (GO): membrane
Molecular function (GO): ATPase activator activity
Source: RefSeq, a predicted model, not a curated record